Camelus dromedarius (Arabian camel) is the source of this 1126-nucleotide messenger RNA. It is a transcript of the gene SELENOV, whose product is annotated as selenoprotein V. Gene Ontology annotation, biological process: response to selenium ion. The transcript is spliced from 5 exons. The record is from RefSeq and is a predicted model, not a curated record. NCBI's taxonomy places the organism in Eukaryota, Metazoa, Chordata, Mammalia, Artiodactyla, Camelidae.
AUGAACAACCAGGAGCGGGCCCCAGGCCCCACCCCGGCCCGGACCUUGCCUUCGGUCCGGGCCUCAGUUCCGGCCCGGGGUUCGACCGUGGUCAGAAACUCCAUCCCGGUCCGGACUCCGACUCUGGUCCGGACCUUGGCCCCGAUCCGGACCCCAACUCCAGUCCGGACUCCAACUCCCGUCCGGACGCCAACUCUGGUCCGUACCCCGACCCCUGUCCGGACCCCGACUCCGGUUCGGAUCCCAACACCGGUCUGGACCGCAACUCCAGUCCGUUCACCGACUCCGGUCAGGAUCCCGACUCCGGCUGGGAUCCCAACCCCGACCCCGUCUCGGAUCCUGGUCCCUGCCUUGGAACCCCUCCCAAACUCCGGCCUAUCUUCGGAUCCGCCCCCAGAACCUGAUCCCCAGCUCACUUUGUCGCCUGAUCAGGAUCCUGCGCCGACCCUGAGGGUGAAGCCCAUCCCAUCGUUCACCAAUGGCUUCGGUCCCACCCAAGAGCCCUUUCCUGCCCUUACUCCAUUGGCCACCGAUUUCCUGGGGUCCACCCUCGAGUCCAGCCCGAGGGCAGACCCAUCGGCCACCAAGUUGAUAGAUUCCACUUCUGGACAUAGCCUGGCGACGCCCAUCCUUGGGACCAUCCCGUUGGCCGUCACCUUACCGUUUUCUGCCAACACAUUCGCCUCCACCAGCGAGAACAUCCAAGUGGACAACAAGAUCAUGAUUCGCGUGGUCUACUGUGGCCUCUGAAGCUAUGGCCUUAGGUACAUCCUACUGAAAAAGAGCCUGGAGCAGCAAUUUCCAAAUUGUCUACUCUUUGAGGAGGACGUAUCUGCCCAGGCUACAGGGGAGUUUGAAGUGUUUGUGGACGGGAAACUGGUCCAUUCAAAGAAGAAAGGUGAUGGCUUCGUGGAUGAGACCAAGCUGCGGAAAAUUGUGAGCCUUAUCAAUGAGGAGAUCAAGAAAAGGUAGCAGGCAACUGGUGAGCUGGAGGUGAGGUCGGAGGGGUGGAGACCGGGCUGUGGGUGGGUGGGUGGAUAGGAGGCAGGGCCCUGUGUUGGAGUCAAAGACACUCUAGCCCCAAUCCUAGUGCAGCCAGUCCUCAGUGUUACAGUCAGGACAAGUC